This is a messenger RNA of Penicillium malachiteum, 597 nucleotides long. RefSeq names its product cytochrome c oxidase subunit IV (gene cox5b). Lineage: Eukaryota; Fungi; Ascomycota; Eurotiomycetes; Eurotiales; Aspergillaceae. The coding region runs from base 1 to 597 and encodes 198 amino acids. Gene Ontology annotation, biological process: mitochondrial electron transport, cytochrome c to oxygen. Gene Ontology annotation, cellular component: mitochondrial envelope. The transcript has 4 exons. The record is from RefSeq and is a predicted model, not a curated record.
AUGCUUCCCUACGCAAUUGGGUUGCGGGAGAUAUCGGGAACAUGGAUUAUGGACCCAUCCGCAUUCGAGGUCACGCAACAUGAAGCUCGUACACAUAUUACGAUGUAUAAGCUAUUUGAGCAUGAAUUGAUGCUGACUCGCGCCCCGGCUUUUACAGAGAUCAAGUCCGAGGACGACCUCCUUCCCCCCGGUGCCAAGCCCGGUACCGUCCCUACCGACUUCGUCCAGGCUACCGGUCUCGAGCGUCUGGAGCUGAUCGGAAAGAUGCAGGGCAUCGACAUCUUCGACAUGCGUCCCCUGGACGCCUCCCGCAAGGGAACGAUUGACAAUCCCAUCAUCGUCAACGGUGCCGGUGAUGAGCAGUAUGCCGGUUGCACCGGUUUCCCCGCAGACUCCCACCAGGUUAACUGGCUGACUGUCUCCCGCGAGCGUCCUCUUGAGCGCUGCAACGAGUGCGGUAACGUCGUUAAGCUUAACUACAUUGGUCCUGAGGAGGACGCCCACUCCCACGACCACGACCACGGUCACCACCACCCCACCCCCGAGGAGCCCAAGACCUUCGCCGACUACGUCAAGCCCGAGUACUGGUACCGGUAA